Molecule: messenger RNA, 1269 nt
Organism: Lasiosphaeria miniovina
Lineage: Eukaryota; Fungi; Ascomycota; Sordariomycetes; Sordariales; Lasiosphaeriaceae
Exons: 2
Coding region: 1-1269 (422 amino acids)
Source: RefSeq, a predicted model, not a curated record
AUGGCGUCGUCGUCAAACAUCGACAGGGCUCUGAGCAGCGCCAGCACAACGACUGUUUCCCUCGGUGACGUCGAGGCGGGAGUCUCGGGAGCCAACAUUCGGAUCCGGAGAGGAAAGGCCCAUCCAGUAGACGAGAGCGACCCGGGCCGCGACGAGAACCAAGCCGUGAACCAAGAACACCGCGCCCUACGCCAGCAAGUCGCACGCCACCUCCUGGUGCUCAACGCGCUCACCAGCCUCGCCCUGGGCGACGGCGGCGACACGGCAGCCUGCAGCGACAAGUUUGCUGAGUAUCUCACCCCGGCCGAGAGGGACUUGAACAUGGACCGCCGCAGCAUCUACCGCCACGACCGGAGACUGGGGAGCGAGUACGUGGCCGGUCUCCGGGACUGGCAGGUGCACGAAUGCAUCGUCAACCUCGGCCCCAGCGACUACUACCCGGACCUGCUCAACAUCCGGGUCAAGCUGUACCGCGCAGCCAAGGAGCACGCCGCGCUCGUGGCCCGCUGCAACCACGUCGACCUGCCCGUGCGGCCCAAGCGCUUCGCCGGCUGCCAUAACUACCAAGACUACCUCGAGGCCGCGGUGCAUGACGACCAGACGCAGCGCAACCGCCUCAACAACGUGCUCAAACGCGCGAGGCUGCUUAUGGCCGCCAUCAAGUCGGCCGCCGACGCCGGCAGCCUCAACGAGCCUGCGCUGGCCGCUCUCAGAGUCAAGAUCGACGCCCUGCAGAGCUACUACCCCGACGCCUACAGCGCGAUGCACGGCAGCCCGCAGGACCUGUUCGACGCCGAAGCGGAGCGGUGGUGGGACACGUCGGGUUCCCAGCCCCCUGCCCGGCCGCCACCGCCGCCGCUUGAAGAACAGAUACACUACGCGCCGCAGAACCGCGCGCUCGUCAACUUCGCCGUGCCGAGCGUGACGGUGCUUGCCUGCAUCCCCGCCUUCAUGGGCUGGUGGCUCAGCCCCGGCCCGGGCGAGCCAGGGCGCUACGACGAUGCCGAGUUUUGGCAGCUGGUGGCUGGCGGCGCCAUGCAGCUCCUGGGCCUGUUCACGAUGCUCUGGCCUGAUGUGAUGGCGGGUGGCGGCGGUGAGCCGCGCAGGUGGACGUGGAUUCUUGCUGUGGCGAGUGCGCUGAGCGUGGUGGGGAGCAUGUUGCUGUAUCUGCUUGUGUCGCCGGGGUGGAGUUCGUUGGUGUCGUUCCUUGGCUCUGCCGCGCAGGUGUUCAUUCUGUUGCAGCUGGUUAAUAGAGGGCGUCUGCUCUAA